Bufo bufo (common toad) is the source of this 1280-nucleotide messenger RNA. RefSeq names its product survival of motor neuron 2, centromeric (gene SMN2). Gene Ontology annotation, cellular component: cytoplasm; nucleus. The transcript has 9 exons. Gene Ontology annotation, molecular function: RNA binding. NCBI's taxonomy places the organism in Eukaryota, Metazoa, Chordata, Amphibia, Anura, Bufonidae. Gene Ontology annotation, biological process: mRNA processing. Bases 86 to 934 code for a protein of 282 amino acids. The record is from RefSeq and is a predicted model, not a curated record.
GAUGCUGCAGCCACAGCUCACUGGUGGUGACGAAGGACGGAUAGCCUAGUGGGUCAGUCCGUGACUGUGUACAGACGGCGUGCAUAUGGCAGGGCUGGAGGAAAGUGCGGAGAUAUUGUUCAGGCGUGGAGCUGGUCAGAGUGAUGAUUCUGAUCUCUGGGAUGAUACAGCGUUGAUCAAGGCUUAUGACAGGGCAGUGUCAUCGUUCAAGAAAGCCCUGAAGAAUGGAGGCGACUGUCCUAUGGAGGCCGAGUCACCAGAGCCAAAAAACAAAACGAAAAGGAAAAAUAACAAGAAAAACCGGAGCCGGAAGAAAACCAACUCUGCUCCUGUGAAGAAGUGGAGAGUUGGAGACUCAUGUAAUGCGAUCUGGUCAGAGGAUGGCAACCUGUAUCCAGCCAGCAUUGAUUCCAUUGAUGCCAAACGAGGGACUUGUAUAGUCACGUAUACCGGCUAUGGGAAUAGUGAAGAGCAAAGUCUGGCUGAUUUGCGUUUCCCAGACAGUUCAGAAGCAGAAAGUGACCCUAAAGAUGUGGUGCAGGACGUGAAUGGGGAUGAACAUUCAACAGAUGAAAGUGACAAGUCCUCCAGAGCUUCUGGCAGCAGAGAUCACAGAGCAGCCGCACCAAAGUCCUCCUCCUGGUAUCCUCCCUUCCCGCCAGCUCCACCCCCUUUUAUGCCUGGGUUUGGACAGCACGGGGAGAAAUCUAAUCAAGCACAUCCCUUUCUUCCUGGAUGUCCUCCGUCAUUUCCACCAGGUCCUCCUUUGAUCCCUCCUCCACCUCCUAUGGGUCCUGAUAUUGCCGAAGAUGAUGAGGCCCUAGGAAGCAUGUUAAUUGCCUGGUACAUGAGUGGCUAUCAUACUGGUUACUACUUGGGAUUAAAGCAGAGUCGAAUGGAAUCCUCAUUUGGAAAGUAUUCACAUCCCAAAUAAAUGUAAUAAACUACAGCAUCUGGCAUCUCUCCCAGGGAGAGCACGGGACUAUCAGCGACAAGAAGACUGCCAUUUGUUUUUUCCUUUUUGUAUUAGUUGUCACGAGAUGUGUAUGAUUAGUUUGACAUCUUGUGUAAUUGAACUAUCUAUUCUAGAACAAUUCUGUACACUUCUAAGAUGCUGCAAAUAUAAUGUAUAAUACUGCAUAAUAACUAGAAAUCGCGUGAAUCCAGCAGAACUGAAGAAAUAAAAAAGUAAUUGCAAAUGCCAUGGGAGGGAUGUCCAAAGGCAAGAACCUCUUCAAUUGUUUACUACAUGUUUCCAAAGCAAAAGAAACUUGUGACUU